Messenger RNA from Xenopus laevis (African clawed frog), 2532 nucleotides. It is a transcript of the gene pde6h.L, whose product is annotated as phosphodiesterase 6H L homeolog. The record is from RefSeq and is a predicted model, not a curated record. Gene Ontology annotation, cellular component: photoreceptor outer segment membrane. Gene Ontology annotation, biological process: positive regulation of epidermal growth factor receptor signaling pathway; visual perception; positive regulation of G protein-coupled receptor signaling pathway. Gene Ontology annotation, molecular function: 3',5'-cyclic-nucleotide phosphodiesterase activity; cGMP binding; 3',5'-cyclic-GMP phosphodiesterase activity. Lineage: Eukaryota; Metazoa; Chordata; Amphibia; Anura; Pipidae. The transcript has 5 exons. The coding region runs from base 174 to 437 and encodes 87 amino acids.
GGAUAUCUACGUGCGCCUAGCAGGAGGUUACAUGUCAUAUCCCAGCACUUGGAUUUAUUCGGGUUUCAGUCAAAGAUUGGGGGAACAAGGCAAAAUAAACUGGAAUAUUCAUUCGGGAAAUUCGAAAUAUUGAAAAGAAUUUUAAUACUAAAUUACCACACUUUGGCUUGGUGAUGAACGGCAACUCACCAGCAUCCAGUGCUUUGGCUCCCGUCAACAAUUCUGGAGGUCCAACGACUCCCCGCAAGGGACCCCCCAAGUUCAAGCAAAGGGCAACUCGUCAGUUCAAGAGCAAGCCGCCUAAAAAAGGAGUAAAAGGGUUUGGAGAUGACAUCCCAGGGAUGGAAGGACUAGGAACUGAUAUCACUGUGAUCUGCCCUUGGGAGGCGUUCAAUCACUUGGAGCUCCAUGAACUUGCUCAGUUUGGAAUCAUUUAACUUCUGCAGCAGCCAUACCCAUCCACAGUUUCACUGGUUUAUCAUCAGACUGUUCUCAUUCUCUUGUUAAAAAACACAUAUUACCUGGAAAUAUGUUAUUGCUUUAAGUUCAAUUUUGGUCAUGUUCUUUAACCAACCUCAGUUUAAGACAUAAACCUUCAACAUGUGGCUCCCCUGCUACCACUGAAAAGCCAUAGGUUAAAGAUCACUGAUUUAAGGGCGCUGGCAUUCUGAAUCAUUGGGCUGUUUGUUAAAGGCUGUUUACUUCCCAUAGUUUUAUAAAAGGAUGUCAGUUAUGUCUCUAACAGUAUAAAACAGGGGUGUGCAGAUCCAUAAAUCAAAAUUGCAAAGAGACACAUUAUAACUAUUAUAAUACAUUUGAAUUAUUAUUAAUUAAUGUUAUAAUUAUGUAGAAUUUUUUAUUCAAAGGGUUAGUUAAAGGCCCACAACAAGGGUUCUAACAAACUAUACUAAAAAUAGUAAAGAAAGUUAAAGAAAGCAAAGACACCAUUCUUGAGAACCUACAACUUUACAGAGGGGACAAGGAGAUUUGGGAUUGUUAACAGCCACUGGAGGACGUACAAUGAUGGAAAUGAUAGUAUAAUAAGAUUUACAGAGCUGCAGGUUGACUGUAGGGAAAAGUGGUGUGAGUACACAUUAUCUUAUGUUAUGCUACACAGCCAAUUACAAAAUAAAUUGCGAUUAUGUCAUUAUAUCAUGAUACACAGCCACUAAGAAGGGCUGUCUGAAUCUUGCAUUAUUUUUCUUUAUUGUUUUUUUUUAUUGGCUUAUUAAAGUUUCCUUGAUUAUGACAAAAAUGUAAAUUGAAGAGACCAGCAGGUGUUUGUUUUUAGCAAUGAGUUUUGUUAUGGGUUGUCAUGUUCUCUACCUGUUUCAUUCUAAUUAUUAAAGUUAUUUUGUCUUUUGUUCAUGACGGUAAAUACAGUAGCCGUAUAAACACAGACGUUGAAAUAAUUUAUUACAUAAAAGAUUGUCAUCAUAAUUGUCCCUACAUUGGAAUUUAUUUGUUUUACUGACAAGUGGCAUUCAACUUCCUUAGGCAUCUAGACUCGCCAUGUUGACAGCCCAAAAAUAAAGUUUUUCAGUCCUUUUCUCACAAUUCCAAGCCAGCACUGCACUACUGUAGGGCAUUGGGCCAUUUCACAGUUGAUUCCCAUGCCAGUGUCCUGCGACUUUUCAUUACGUGGGCAACACACAUCAGGUUUUACGCUUUAUAGCAAAGCACUCUGCAAGUUACACACAAUCACUUUGGUAUUUGUAUUUGUCCAAGUCGAAUAAUGAUAUUUAUAUUCUUUAUAAGGUUAUAGCUAUCAGCUUUGCUUUUCUGUGCUUAUAUAGGGAUGCUUUAGUAAAAUAAUUAGAUGGACCAUUUUUUUGUUGCAUUGCCAUGUCCCUGUUACCUCAUCUGUUUCUAGUUGGGUUAAGCGUUUCACCAGGUGGAUAUUUAUAUUUCCUUAAAACAGAAAAAUAAAAGGUGCUCCAGAAUAUCAAUAAAAACCUGGGGGUUUUAUUCAAAGAGUUUAUCGUGUCAUUUGGAACAACAAGCCUAAAAUGUACAGGAUCAACUGUAAGCAUUAAAUGUAAGGAAAUGCAUUGGUCUUGAAUCUGACAGUUAGGUGGUUAUUUAUCAAAGUCUGAAUUCAUCUCAAUAUUUUCUGAAAAAAACUCUGACCAAAUCCGCACGGGUUUUUUGGGCUUAUUUAUUAAUACACUUUCCCGAAAAUUUGGUUUGCGGGAAAAAAUCGUGAAAAAUCAGAUUUACAUGAUUUUUUCGGAUCUUUCAUCUGAUUUUCACGAUUUUUUCAGAGCUUUCAUUUGAUUUACAAGAUUUUUUCGAAUUUUUCACCCGAAAACUCUGAAUUUUGCCCGAAAACUCAGAAAACUGCGGGGUAUUGCCAAAAACAAUACUGAAAUUCUGAAAUUAAGCAGGUAUCAUAUAAAGCUUUGCAUUCAAAAAAGUGUUUUAUGUAGCAGUGUACCUUGGGCUAAUAGAAGCAGCUGGAAAUGUAUUGUUUGUGCAUUAUAUUGUUCUGUUUAUUUAAAAUUGAUUAAAGUCUCUUUAAUUAAUAGGCAA